UGCCUUUAAAUUCAAGCCCUUAUUUCGAUUCUCACAAAAUUUUAUACUUAUCUCCAGCUUCUAAAUUCCCUGACAAAAUUUGAAGAAAUAUAGAGAGGAUGUCUCUGACUGUAGAAAAAUUCAGGGCCAAACUUAAGAAUCGCGCAGUGAGAAGAGCUCGGAGCUUUCGCAGAAAGAUGCUGAAAAGGUCCGAUGUUUGGCGGUCCGCUAAAUUUAGGCCUAGGCUGAGGGCUCUGCAGAAGCUUGUUCCCGGCGGGACAAAUUUGGCGAAGGCGGAAGUCCUGUUUAGCGAGACGGCAGAAUACAUUAUGUCGCUGAAACGGCAGGUGUUUUUCCUUCAGACUUUGACGGAUUUGUAUGUGAACAGUGGAGCGGCUGGUCGUAUGCUUCGAUCUCAGGAGCAUUCUGUUGCUGUGGAUAAAGAUGGACAUUGUAACUAAAAAUUUAGGGAGAAAGCUUUUUUAUGUUAAUUAUUUUUGUGUAGUGAGGCUCCAAAUUUUUUAUUUUUUCCUCUUUCUUUGUUCAGAGAUCCUCUUUAAAUGUCCAAGAAAUCAGCAUCUGUAUUUGGAAUGUAAAUUAUGAGUUCUGUUCUAUUUAAAUGCAUAGAGAGAUUUUUUUGCCUCUCUGGUUUUGCAUAAUGCCUGGCGAAUCGGCAUUGUAUUUGAAA
Molecule: messenger RNA, 667 nt
Organism: Cryptomeria japonica (Japanese cedar)
Lineage: Eukaryota; Viridiplantae; Streptophyta; Pinopsida; Cupressales; Cupressaceae
Exons: 1
Coding region: 99-440 (113 amino acids)
Biological process (GO): regulation of DNA-templated transcription
Molecular function (GO): protein dimerization activity
Source: RefSeq, a predicted model, not a curated record